AUCAGUCGCCUGAUAACGAACGAUCUUAUCUCAACUACUUCCUACUCUUAACCAAUUCCGCAAAAAUGAAGCCUGCCGUCGCUAUUUUCGCCAUUUUUCUUAUCUUCGCCACCACGUGCCACGCCUCGUACGCGCCAUACGUUCGCCCCGGUCACACGUGGGGUGGGUGGUCCGUCGCCACGCCGGUACAGCAACAGCCUCAACCAGUUGCAUGCUUCUACCAAAAUCGCUACUGUCAAGGAUCCCGCUACACCGUUCCGAUCGGUCGUGGCGAGUGUCAAACCCUUCCCAGAGAACUUUGCGACUGGAACUUGUCCCUGGAAACGGGCAAUUCCUGCAUCCAAGUCUUUUCCAGUGACAACUGUUCGGAAACGUCGACCUUUCGAAAGUGGGGGCUCGCCUCGUCCGCCAUUUUCCGAGCGAAUCAGUGCACCUCCACCAAACUCAAUGGCUUCGAUGUCGUCCGAUCUUUCAGGAGGUGUGCCUGCUAAAAAUGAAAUACAAAAUUUUAAACUUUAUUUAUCCUCAGUUUAUAUUUAUUAGAAAUAAAACAAAACAAUUUUUAGGAAACUUUA
Messenger RNA from Folsomia candida, 575 nucleotides. RefSeq lists its product as uncharacterized. Bases 66 to 491 code for a protein of 141 amino acids. The record is from RefSeq and is a predicted model, not a curated record. Lineage: Eukaryota; Metazoa; Arthropoda; Collembola; Entomobryomorpha; Isotomidae. The transcript is spliced from 2 exons.